CAGCUCCGGGGAUGGUUCGUCACCUGAAGGCCGACUGUUCGUCCCAGCCGCUGGGCCUCUCGUUCAGCUGGGCCAACCCGACCAAGAACGCAUUCGGCAUCGUCAGUUACCGGAGCCAGUAUCAGUGCCAUCACCCUGUGACGGGUCACCAGGUGGUCAGCAAGUUCUGGCACAGCUGCCACCACACCCAGUGUCCCUGCGCCUCCUCCCAGGCCCGCUCCGACCAGUGCGGCGCCUGCGAGCGCGUCUGCAACUACCCGGUGAAGCGGUUCAACUUCAUGGGAGAGCGGACCUACUACUUCAACUGCACGUGCGAGCUGCGGGAAGCGACUGACGCACCCGUGAUGCCCGGGAGUGAGUGUCAGGUGACGGUUCAGGCGGAGUCGAAAUAUCUCCAGCAGCGCGGGGAAACAGCCCUGGCGGUGUGUCGGACGCCAGAGUACACGGCCAAGGUCACUGACCUGAAGGUCAGCUGUGAGGGUCACACGCUGACCCUGUCCUGGGACGUGCCGAGACCUGUGGAGGUGCCCACCAAGGCGUAUCAUGUGAAUGUCCAGCGGAGUACGAGAGAUACCGGUCAGAUGGAGAAGUUCGUCCAGGAAACUCUGGGAGAGAGCCAGUGUGACCAGAGCCGGUGCCGUGCCGCGUGGUCGGGCGUGGAGGGCGACAUCACCUACGUGAUUGAGGUAGCGGCAGAGUCUGUGUACUCCACACCGCAUGUCGGACCUGCCGCGAAGAGUCGCUGCCUGUCUCCGGCUCGAGUUCCGUCGCCUCCUUCUGAGAGCGUUCAGCAGCAGCUGGAGACGCUGUCCGGCUGGCGAGAGGACCUGGACCCGUCCCGCCAGUACCUGCUGCGACUGCCGAGUCACAUGUAUGACGCAGCGGCGGGAAUUCUCAGGGAAGUUCGAGUGGUGGUUUACGAGCCCGGCGCCGCCACUAGCGACAUCAGCCCCCUUCCACCGCCGUCUGGCAACAUCACUCAGCUGCCCCAGGCGACCACCUGGCAACAGUUCGAGCUCAAUCGGACCAGUCAUUACCUGGCGUCGCCUCCCGCAUUCAUACCAGAUAGCGCCGCGACCGAACCCACAGAGUUUGUGUUGGGCGGUAACACAUCCUGUUCCACCUCUACGACUCCUGUCCUGUCGGAGGACCCUCGCUGUAACGGUCCCCUGCAGCCCAACACAACAUACGCCGUCCAGCUGAUGUUCGUCAAUGAUGCCGGAUUCGUCUCUUCCCGGCCCUUCAUAUUCCGCACCAAAUCUGUGCAAGAAGCCCAGCAAGAGGAGGCUGAGCGAACAAAAGCCGAGACGGAAAAGGCUGAGGCCGAGCGCGCAAAGGCCGAGGCCGAGGUCGGAAAGAGCGACGAAAAGCCUCCGGACAUCACAAUACAGCAGACCCAACCAAACGUCGACCCGUUGAGUGGUUCAGACGAUGGAUGGCGGGAGACGGUCGGGAAAGGUGACCGAUCUGGUGACCUUCCGAAGCAGCAGGCUCUCCCGGCCGGCACGGCUAGGAUGGGGGACGGAGAGGGUAUCCCCCCGGCCGACAAUGGGACCACUGAGGUGCCGGCUAACGCCACCACGUCUGAGCCGGGCGUGGCGGUGGGCACGGCCGUGGGCGCGUCGGCGGGCGUGCUGGCGGCGCUGAGCUCCAUCUGUGCCGGCGCGCUGCUCUGGAGGCGGCGAUCCAGGGCAUCCGGUUCAUAGCUGCCGCCGGUUCAGAGUUAAUUGAUGUCUAUUUGGAUCAGCUUUGGCACUGCGGAUCGGAGGCAACACAACGGCAAGAAGCAUGGAUGGCGAAGCGAGAAAAGAAAGCUGUGUUGCAGAUAUGGGGAGCGCAAAUGUCUUGACACCUGAUAAGUCGACAGAGAGCUUGGACGAAGCGAUAACGACGAAUGUGAUACAAGCACGAUGCGAUCGAAUAUUCGUUUCUCGAGUGAGAAGACUUAACUGAUAGAAGUGAUAUGCGAGCCCAGAGCCGUACGGUUGAGUGGUAUUAAUGUAUACGAAUACAUCUGCCUACAUGUCAGCCCUCCGACAGGUUAUCCAUAAACGGGCUGCUAUCAAUGAAGCCGUGCUCAAAUUGACGUAGUCAAACGUUUUAAAUGCAUUGAUUUCGGACGUACGGCUAGUUCAAAAGUCGCUUCCCUCAGUGCCUAUUUUCUGGUUAUUCGCAUAUUUCAUGGAAUCCAUUUGUGUGUCAAGAAUUAACAACAAAGCACAAAUCCAAGGCUAGGAUUCAUUUAGAAUGUUUCAUAAAAUGUAUUACAAAUGCAUUUAUCAUUCUAUGAGCUACAAUCUCGCUGGAAAAAAGAACUUAUCGUGUUCUCGUAAUGCCAUGGUUCAUGAGCAAAUGAUCAAAAAAUAAUAUAUUUUGAUUUACUUU
This is a messenger RNA of Amphibalanus amphitrite, 2385 nucleotides long. RefSeq lists its product as uncharacterized. The transcript has 6 exons. Gene Ontology annotation, molecular function: protein binding. Lineage: Eukaryota; Metazoa; Arthropoda; Thecostraca; Balanomorpha; Balanidae. Bases 12 to 1706 code for a protein of 564 amino acids. The record is from RefSeq and is a predicted model, not a curated record.